This is a messenger RNA of Lampris incognitus (smalleye Pacific opah), 5670 nucleotides long. RefSeq names its product vir like m6A methyltransferase associated (gene virma). NCBI's taxonomy places the organism in Eukaryota, Metazoa, Chordata, Actinopteri, Lampriformes, Lampridae. The transcript is spliced from 27 exons. Gene Ontology annotation, molecular function: RNA binding. Bases 18 to 5480 code for a protein of 1820 amino acids. The record is from RefSeq and is a predicted model, not a curated record. Gene Ontology annotation, cellular component: RNA N6-methyladenosine methyltransferase complex.
CACCGCGACAACGGCGAAUGAUGGCGGGGGACGCUUCGACGGAGCUUCUUUUCCUCGAAACGUUCAAACACCAGAGUGCAGAGUUGACCAACGUUGAUGUUGUGCGGUUCCCAUGCGGCGUACUUAUCACAGAGGUGCGGGUCAUCCCCCCCGGAAUCAAAGCACACAGCAGCCUACCUGACAGCAGAGCAUUUGGGGAGACCUCUCCUCAUGCCUUCCAACUAGAGUUGUUCUUCAACAAUGUCGCCAAACCCAACAGCCCCACCUUCCACAGGCUUGGCAGUCUGGAAUAUGAUGAAAACAAGUCCAUCAUCUUCAGGCCCAGUGGAAAGGUGAACACAGAUGGCUUGGUGCUGCGUGGCUGGUACACUAGUCUGACUCUGGCAGUGUAUGGAACUGCAGAACAGUCACAUGACCAAGCCUCACCCCCUCCUCCACCACCCCCACCCCCACAACAGCAGAGUGGACCCAAGAGGAUCAUUAAACAAGAGUGGGACAAAGAUGACCAGUACAAUGGCAGUCCGCCCAGACCAGCACCAAGAGGCCCCCGCACUCCGCCUGGUCCCCCACCCCCAGAUGAUGAUGAUGAGGAGCAGGUCCCAGUGACAGUGGGCGUGGUCAAAACUGAGCUGUGUGAAGGUCGUGAGGAUUACCUCGAGGCCGUGUCACCUGAGAGAUCACUGCCUGCCGAUGAACCAUACUCGGAUGCCGAGCAGGAGGAGGAAGGCGAGGAAGAGGAGGAAGAGGAGCAGGAGGAGGAAGAAGAUGUGCGGACUGAAGGAAGCGUACCGGAGGAGGAGGAAGAGGAGGAAGAAGAGGAAGAUGAGGGUGAGGACGAGGAAGAGGAGAUGGAGGAAGGCGAUGAUGGCUAUGAACAAAUUUCCAGUGAUGAAGAUGACUUGGAUAAUGGCAGCUUCAAGCUGCCCAGCUUUGACAUGGACUACACUCCUGAGGACCUGGCGUCUGUCCCACCAGUUCAGUAUGACCCCUAUGAAAGAGAACUUAGACCGCUGCUCUACUUUACCCCUCCCUACAAGACACGCUUUGAUAUCCAGCUUGAGAAGGCAAGCAUAGAAGAGCCCAGGGACUCUGGUGGCACAGAGGGUCUUGGAGGUGGGGAAGUGUCUGAGGCUGACACCAUUUCCCAGCUAAGAGAGCUCCUGGCAGGUAUCGGAGAGGACAGAGAUGCCCACUGGGUCACCGCUCUUGAACAGGCACCAGGACUUUUAGCAAAGGGGCUGGGCUAUUUAAUCGGACAGGGAGAGGGAGAGUGGGAGGAUCCUUUAGGUGCUUUAGUCCAAUGGGCUCUCCAAGCUCUUAGUAUGGAGAUUGCACUUACACAACCAAUUGCUCUUAAUCUCAGACAGCUGAAAGCUGGUGCCAAGCUCGCAUCUCACCUGGCAGAAUGCCCACAGGGUCUCACAGCGCUGCUGCAUGCAGGGGCCCUGGGCGUGCUCCUGGAGCUGCUCCAUGGGGAUCAUGUCUCCUCCACACUGAAGCUGUGUAUCCUUAGAGCUCUGGAUGCCCUCAUCAGUGCUCCCGCUGGAGUGGAGGCCUUCCUACAUACAAGGGAAGGGGAGAGGAGUUGCUAUCAGCGUCUAGUUCAGCUGUUCCUGCGUGAGGAAACUGUGAGGGUCGUAACUGCUGGCAACGCCAUACUACAGAAAAGCCAUGCCUAUGAAGUACUGACUGACCUGCAGCGCACAGCUGCAGCAUGGAGUGAGCCCCAACAGGAGGAGAUGGAGGAUACUGAGAGCCCUAUGGAGGAGGAACCAUCGCUGAGCUCUUCCCCUGUGAGUGAGGCAGAGCUGGAUAGGUUGGCAGGAGCUCUAGAAGAGUUACAUCAUCUGCUAGAAACUGCCCCUCACACCAUGGUACAGCCCCCUGGGAAAGCCUUCCCCACCAAUGCUAGAAUAACAGGACCACAGGAGAGGGAUGACCCAUAUCCAUCACUGUAUAGGUACAUGCACGCAUGCCACUUCCUGGAGAGUGUGACAGUAGUGCUGUCGGCAGCUGCAGCCGCCGGACACUUUGGCGUCACUCAAGCCAUCAGAGAGCUCCUACGGUUCCUAUCUCUUGCCCAAUCAGGGCUGCUCUUCAUGCUUGCCCAGCCCACUCCCACCAACCUGCUGCUGCGUCUCCUGGCAACUGUGGCAGAGGCUGAAGGGGAGGAGACGGCAUCCACAAGCGGAGAGGGAGGUCUCACAGGGCCAGUGUUGGGUGAGGAGGGUUUGGGGGUGUGGCUUAUGCAGGCGCUGCACGCUCUCCAGGGUGUGUCGGAGCUAAUGAGCCACGUUGCGACUGGGGGAGACGGAGGGGCUGGGCUGGAGGAGGGAGACAACGCAGACGUACUAGGCAUGCUCCAUGCCCUCUACCUGAUCACCUUCACCCAAACUGGCCGAAGCGCGGUGGCCCAUGUCUUCAGCCUGGACCACAAUCUGUCCUGUCUGGUCACGCUGCUUCAGCACCACAGCAAGGAUGGACAGGGGGAGGCCAAGGCUCGCAAGGCAGUGACAUAUAACUACGCCUGUAUGCUGGUGUUACUGGUGGUGCAGAGCUCGAAUGACCUGCAUAUGAUGGAACAGUACGCUGCUCCACUGCUCACCGUAGCCAAAGCGGAUGACACCAAUACCAAAUUACAGGAACUCAGUAAAUGGUUGGAACCGUUGGAGAAAUUACGCUUUGAGAUUGGCAGCAUUCCCGCCCUCAUAGACUACAUCAAACAGAAUGUGGAGAACGUGUUGACUGCCGAGGGAGCUGGGUUGGUGACUGCUCUCAGAGUCCUCUGCCACAUCGCCUGCGCUCCGGUUGCAGUUGAAGGUCAGCAAAAGGAUCUGAAGUGGAGUUUGGCUGGGGUCCAGCUGUUUUCUGGUGAGGGUCUGGACACGUGUGUGCGUGUGCUUCAGAAGCUGUGCAGCGUGCUCCUGCAGCCGUGGCGUGUGCAUGGCCACAUGGGCCCCACGCCGCAGCGCUGCAUGAUUCUGAGCAUAUGUAUCAACACCCUCCGGCUGCUUCGCACCAUGCUGACAGAGCUGCUGCGUGGGGGAGCCUUCCAGUUCAGGGACACGCGCGUGGCUAGCGUGUUGGUCACACUCCACAUGAUCGUUUGUUCUGUCCCCGCAUCUGGCCGCCUUGACGGGGAGGAGACCAGAGUGCAGGCGUUUAUUGUUGAUGUGCUACUCACCUUCACACAGGGCGUCAAUGAAAAGGUGACCCACACAGAGGAGACUCUUGCGAGUAACACAUGGUCCCUGAUGCUGAAAGAGGUUUUGGGCUCACUGUUGAAGGCUCCUGAAGGUCUGUUUUCUGGCCUCACCCUGCUGUCCGAACUCCUGCCACUGCCACUCCCCAUGCAGAGCACACAGGUGAUCUCGGUACAGGAUGUGGCGGUAGCCCUGAACACCAGGAAGCUGUGGAGCAUGCACUUGCGGGCGCAGUGGAAAAUGUUCGCAGAGGCGCUGAGGUGCGUGUGCGGCACCAGCUGCCCUCCGCUGCUGGCCAUGUUGAGGAGGGUAUGCGUCCAGCUGGCCGACCUGUCCUCGCUUACUGCGAUGCUCAUCAUGAAGACCCUGCUGGAGCUGCUGCUGGAGGAGCUACAGCCAGUGGAAGGAAAGGGUGUGUGCUGGGGACAGGUCUUGCGAUUGCUUUCUCUGUUGGACGCGCUGGUCUCCCAGAGGGCAUGCAAGAGCGCAGCGUUACACCUGCUCUCAGGCUCCUCCCCUGGAGAUGAACCGCUAGCAGACCUCUUUCCCCUGCUGCUGUCUCUUCUGGCUCCCCCAGCCGACCAUUCCUUACAGCAGCAGCACUGCAGCGAUCUGGUGGGGACAAUCCUGCAGUCACUGUGUGACCAAGACAUCUCUCUCGUGGUGUCUCCGCCCGGUGAGAGCUGUGUGUCAGAGGCUGAACAGCUGGCCAAUGCGCUUCCAGGGCGAGAGAUGAUGUCGCUGGUGUGCAAUGCCUUGUUGGAGGUGUUGGGGAAUGCUGAGAGCAGUGCCACACUCCUCCUUACCUGCAUCCGAACGUUGAUGUUCCUCACAGAGCACGACUACGGAAUUUAUCACGUAAAAGGGGCUCUGAAGAAACACAGCGCCGGGCUGUGUUCUCUUUUGAAGAGGCAAGUGUUCCCCUUUAACAAGGACUCUGCAGAGCUGCUCUCCACCUUACUCGACUUCCUCAGGCAAAUCCUCCACACAGACUCCCUGGGGUGCUGUGCUGAGGAGGGCCAGGGGCCAGGUGAGGAACCAGCCUUUCCCCCGCCCCCUCCACGUUCGCUGUCUCUGACUGGCUCAGAGAUGAAAGCUCUGCUGCAGUGGGAGGAGUCAGAAUCACAUCCACUCCCUGCUCUGGAGAAACAGAUCACGAAACUAUGCAAGGAGGAUGAAUCACUGGAGACGAUGUUGGAGAAUGUAAUUGUUCUGAGGCAGACGUUGGAGUCUGCCACCGACACACCUUCAGCGGCUGAUACUGAGCCCACCUUGCCAGCACCCGAGACACUUUUGGCCCAGUUUAAUCACAGGACUGUGUUCAUUCUGUCGGAGGCUCUGGAUGAACAACUGAAGGCUUUGUGGUUCUCUCCCUUCCAUACGGAUGACAUGGAGACAGAGCUCGACAUGGUGAAGGUGGACCUGGUGGGUCUGGCACAGGAGUGUUGCCCUGAACUGGACCUGAAAGCAGAGCUGGAGCGCUCCUUCCUGUCUGAGCCCUCCUCCCCUGGACAUACCAAGGCUCCCAAGGGCUUCAGACUGGGCAAACAUAAGCACGAGACGUUCAUUACUUCAAGCGGUAAGUCAGACUACGUGGAGCCAGCUAAGAGAGCCCACAUCAUGGCGGCCCCACGCGGCCGGGGAGGCCGAGGAGGUUUUGGACAAGGCCUCUGCCGACCCCAUGAUAUCUUCCGCCAGCGCAAACAGAACACCUCCCGUCCCCCCAGUAUGCACGUGGAUGACUUUGUGGCAGCUGAGUUUAAAGACAUUGUGACCCCACUGGGACUCUUGCCCCCUAAACGGCCGCCCAAGAGCACCCCCAAACCCCCUACCAGAGGACUGUUUACUGGGAACAGGGGCAGAGCCACCUUCCACGGUCAGACCCGCUUCUUCACUCCGCCACAACCUAAAGGAGUAUUGUUGUCUGGUAACUAUGCUCGAAGAGAGGGAGGGCGUGGCUCAUCCUGGAGUGCCCAGGUGCCAGCUGUCACUCACAGAGGAACCUACAGUGAACCCCGUGGAGGACAAAGCAACUUCACACGUGGCCCCCUGCCCUCCCGACAGCCCCCCGCAGGGGCAUACCGCCUGGCUCCCAGGGACCGUGCUCCGCGAGGCAGAGGAGGUACCGGCCUGUCAUGGCUCAGCGGAGGGGGCGGCGGUGGCAGUGGAGGCGGUGCCAGCGGAGGAGGAGGGAGAGGCUCACAGGGGAGCAAAUUCAGCGGCGGGGGAGGGAGCGGAGGCGGAAGGGGUAGGCAUGUUCGCUCCUUCACCAGGUAAACUCACCUGGACAAUGACUGCAGCCUGUCAUGGCAACCAAUGGACCAAUCAGGAUGUUGAAUAUACCGUCUCCAUGGAUACGUGUCCGAGGUGGGAUUACGAUGACUGUGUGACACAGACGAAUGAACUUUGUAGAUGUUUUAUGUUUUGUUAUCAAGCAUUGUACUUCGAGAAUAAAGGUCAUCAUGAU